UUGGUAACUAACCUCAACCGUUUGACAGCUAAAAAAACACAUAAAAACACGACAACAAUGUCUGCUUACUUCUUCUACACAUUGUUCUAUUUUUUAAUGUCAGGAUGUAUCAUUUAUCCUCCUACCGAAUUCGUAUCUGCUGGGUUAACGAUAAAAAAUAUAUUUACAAACUGGUUAGGUAGCGAAAACGAAUUUUUUAUACAAUAUCACAUUAAGAGAAGCAUCAUAACCAUGUUCGUUCAUAGUAUGCUUCCAUUUGGCUACAUACUUGGACUCGCUUUAUUCGGGCACUUAGACCUAUCGCAAGUUUUGCUGGAAAACACGAGCAUAUUCUGGUUCGUCAUUACUACAAGUGCUGCGCUGGUCCCAGUUUAUAUUUUACUCAUAGUUCUUUCGUGGGCUUUACUCGGUGAUAAUUGGUCUACUCAUCCAAUAGCCAAAAGCCUUUCCGUUUAUUGCAACAAUAAUACCACGUGGAUGUCCGUAGCGUCAGACAUUAACAUAGAAUAUAGAAGGAUAGAUAAAAUUGUGAUAGACACCAAUAGCGUGACUCAAGUUGUCGUCACCGACAACUGGAUCAUCAAAGUAACUCCCUACAAAUUGCAUGUCGCCCACCAGAGCGAUACAGCUUUGGUAUUGAAUAGGAGUGACACGCACACCAUGUCGCAUACUACUCGGGGAGAAGUUCAGUACGUUAAUAUCGAGGUGAAACCAACGAGAACUCGGGCUCGAUCUUUCAACAUCAGACUGAAUGCUCUAGACUUUAAGGACCUGCAAGAUAAAAUUUCAAGGCCAAUCGUCGUACUUAGAAAUGUCACCUUUCAUCGAACUCUGCUCGACAGAUUCAUUGACGCCUUUAAGGAGCAGGUAGCACAAAAUCCUCAUUACGAAACCGUGCAGGAGUUGGAACAGUGCAUUGGAUGUAUGCAAGUAACUGCAAAUGUUAAACUUAACAAACUCUGCGGAGAUGUGACGGAAGAACGGGGUCCGGAUGCCUGCGUUACGUGUUUCUGUCGUCCUAUGUGGUGCAUAGACUGCAUGGCAAAGUGGUUUGCCUCAAGACAGGAUGAGAAUUCACCCGAAACUUGGCUAUCGUCAAAGUGCACGUGUCCGGUUUGUCGGGCGAGGUUUUGUCUGCUUGAUGUAUGUUUGAUACCUACGCCGAAUCAUUGAAAUUCAAUAGCGAUACUUUGAAUGUAUGUAACAUAAAAUUAAUAGUCUAAUUUACUAUUAUUUUUUUUGUUUUUUUCACGAGGAAUCAAAUUCAUUGACAAACCAUUUUUAAUAAGCGGGCUACUAAUAUCGUUUAUAAAUUGAAAAUAUAUUUUUAAAGAAAAUAUUCGAGUAUCGGUUUAAAUAAACACCGUCGUAUUGACGUUGUGUUAUCAGAGUAAUCGGUCCAAUAAGAAACGAUAUCUCUGUGAUUCGGUUUGGAUCGUAGGAAUAUAAAAUAAGACUAGAUAUUGUUAAGGUAUUUAUGUUCGAUCGAACUAAUGACCAGAAAACUUUCGUCCAGUCUUACAGCUUAAAUCUCUGCCGUUUGUAAUCCAUAACAAUUAUCAAACACAAGUUUAAUAACUUAUAAAUACUCAGGAAUUCCACAAGUGCUUAUAAUCUGUGUAUCUCACUUUUUAAAUAUCAAACUAUAACAAUGCAAGAUAAAUAUAAUCAAAGAAUUAUAUAUUAAAUUAUAUUUGAUAAGAUUUGUCCUUUUUUUCUUGAUUUCUUUUUUUUUCAAGAUUUUUUUUUGCAAACGAUGCGGUGCUGUCGUAGGUUUUAAUAAAUCUAUCGCUAUUACACAUA
Molecule: messenger RNA, 1803 nt
Organism: Athalia rosae (coleseed sawfly)
Lineage: Eukaryota; Metazoa; Arthropoda; Insecta; Hymenoptera; Athaliidae
Product: E3 ubiquitin-protein ligase TM129
Exons: 6
Coding region: 58-1173 (371 amino acids)
Biological process (GO): protein ubiquitination
Cellular component (GO): membrane; endoplasmic reticulum
Molecular function (GO): ubiquitin protein ligase activity
Source: RefSeq, a predicted model, not a curated record